Molecule: messenger RNA, 2060 nt
Organism: Rubroshorea leprosula
Lineage: Eukaryota; Viridiplantae; Streptophyta; Magnoliopsida; Malvales; Dipterocarpaceae
Source: the annotation of a GenBank genome assembly
AAAAUAAUUCUAAUGCCCCUUUCCGGGUAACCUGCCCCCUUUUUUCUGAAGCUGUAAAUGGCCAUUAGGCCCUUCCAAUUCAUAACAACCUCUGUUCUUCAUCACCGCCACCGCCAUCCUCUCUCCCUCCUCUUCCGCUCGUCCGCCAAUACAACCGCCGCGGCGGCAUCAUCAACGACAUCAACACGAGUCUUUCCUUCAUUGUCAGUUUCCGCCUACCGAAGGAAUCCUCGUUUCCACCUCAUCUCCUUCUUCCGGGAAAUCGCGUCGAAGGCGCCGCUCUCUCACCAAAGGCAAAAGGGAGAGCAGCUUCUCAGGGAGCUAAGAGGAGUGGAAAAUCUGGCGCAGAAGAUCGGUAAAUCGAUAAGGCGCCCUGGCGCCCCCUCCAAAGCUAGGGUUUACGCCGAUGUCAACGUCAUCCGUCCCAAGGACUACUGGGAUUAUGAGAAUCUCACCGUUCAGUGGGGGGAGCAGGAUGAUUAUGAGGUGGUAAGGAAGGUAGGGAGGGGGAAAUACAGUGAGGUGUUUGAGGGAUUUCACUGCACCGAUAAUCAGAAAUGCAUUAUCAAAAUUCUCAAACCAGUGAAGAAGAAGAAGAUUAAGAGGGAGAUUAAAAUAUUGCAGAACCUUUGUGGUGGUCCUAAUAUUGUGAAGUUGCUUGAUAUCGUUAGAGAUCAGCAAUCGAAGACUCCAAGUCUUAUUUUUGAAUAUGUGAAUAAUACAGAUUUCAAAGUGCUUUAUCCAACACUGUCAGACUAUGACAUUAGAUAUUAUAUCUAUGAACUUCUGAAGGCACUGGAUUAUUGCCACUCACAGGGUAUCAUGCAUCGAGAUGUAAAGCCCCAUAAUGUGAUGAUUGAUCAUGAGCAGCGGAAACUUCGUCUUAUUGAUUGGGGCCUUGCAGAGUUCUAUCAUCCUGAGAAAGAAUACAAUGUCCGUGUUGCUUCAAGAUACUUUAAAGGUCCUGAGCUUCUUGUUGAUUUGCAAGACUAUGAUUACUCUUUAGAUUUGUGGAGCCUUGGUUGUAUGUUUGCUGGAAUGAUAUUUCGUAAGGAGCCAUUCUUCUAUGGGCAUGAUAAUUAUGAUCAACUGGUUAAAAUUGCAAAGGUAUGUAGCCAUUAGAUCAAUUUUUGAGUAACAAGGAAUCGCCUGAUAUUUUUAUUGAACAAGGGAAAUUACAACUUUACAAGGGGGAUGGAGGAUUGUCAAUGGCUGGGUUUGAACUUUGAACCCAGGACUUAGUGAAUGUGAACUGUUGGACCAACAAGGCUGGUUCGGAAUCUAUUUUAUCUCUUUACGUCAUGUAUAAGAGCUUGGCUUUCAACCAUACUAUUCUGGGUGAGAUGGAGUGUUUUCCAUUCCCUCAUCCACUCCUUCCCAACUUAAAGAGACAAAUAAAAUUGUAAUUGAAAUAACACCUAUGCUGAGAGUCCUAGUAUUGAAUGUAUAAAUUGGUUUUUGUACUUAUUUUCUUCCUUUUCUCUUUUUUCUGCAACAGGUACUUGGGACAGAUGAAUUAUAUGCAUAUUUGAAUAAGUAUCGAAUAGAAUUGGACCCACAUCUGGCAACACUUGUUGGGAGGCAUAGCCGGAAACCUUGGUCUAAGUUCAUCAAUGCUGAGAAUCAACAUUUAGCAGUACCUGAGGCUGUUGAUUUCAUUGAUAAGUUGCUGCGAUAUGAUCACCAGGAGAGGCCAACUGCAAAAGAAGCAAUGGCCCAUUCUUAUUUCUACCCAGUUAGAAAUGCAGAAAGCAGCAGAACUCGUACCCUAGCAAACUAACUCCAUGAUGCUGUUCAGUAACAAAAAGUAUCUUCUGUUUGAUCUGGGGCUGCUUAUAUGAUCUCGACAGAAGAUUUUAUUUCUGGUGAUCAAGUUUCUUGCUAGGGGCCUUCAAUUUUUUUUCUUUCAUUGAACAGUCAAUUUUUGUGCUUCCUCUUGGGCAAGUAAAGGUCUUUCUUUUAUUUUCUUCUUCUUCUUUCUUUCUUUUUUUUUUUUUAUUUGACUUUAUGUUGAUUGUAUUGCAUCCUUUUUAUUUUAUGAAUGAAUUCUUGAUGUGAUU